GCAUGUGGAGCUGGGGACUCCCUGGGGCCGUGCUGGGCGGGCUGCUGGGCUUCUGCCUUCUUCUAGCAGGAUCUAGUUCAGGGUUCAAAUGGAAAGGUCCCAAAUUAAACAUCACAGGAGCACAGCAUGUCAUACAAGAAGGAGAUACUUUAAACAUCAUGUGCAGUGGAGAAGUGCCCCAUUCUUGGUCUCUGCCUGAAACUCUAAGUAAGGACAACAACCGGUUGAAUAUAAUGACUUAUGCUUGUGGAAGGAACAACAAGCAGUUUUGCAGCAGCCUGACCUUGAACAGAGCUCAAGCAACUGACACAGGAUAUUACAGCUGCAAAUAUCCAUCCUCAAGUGAAGUAAAAAAGAAGCCUUUAUCUAAAAUAUAUGUAUUUAUUAAUGACACACUCAACCCGUUUAUCAAGCUGCACACAAAUAUACCAGAAAUGAUACGCAUAGCUGACGGAGAGACGCUGACCAUCCCCUGCAGAGUUACAGCACCGGAUAUCCCUGUUAAAUUAAAAAUGAUGCCAGGAGGAACUAUCAUUCCUGAUGGGAAAACAGUCAUCUGGGAUAACACUAAAGGCUUCAUAAUUCCAAAAGCAACAUACAAAUUCAUAGGGCUUCUUAGCUGCGAAACUACUAUUGAUGGUCAUGAAUAUAGCACCAAAUACCUGACAUAUAGGCUAAACAAUGAAAUCAUUAGUGUCCAGGUGAAUGAUUCAAAACCAGUGAAGUUAUUCAAAGGACAAAGUCUUGUUCUCAACUGUAGUAUCACUGCAGCCUGGAACACCAGAGUGCAAAUUACAUGGACUUAUCCUGGUGAGGCAAGCAAAAGAGGCACCAUUAGUAGAAGCAUUGUACAAAGAAAAGAUGGACCCAACCUAUUCUAUAGCAUCCUUGUUGUCGAUAAAGUCCAUGAUAUAGAUAAAGGCCAAUACAUUUGCAAUGUUAAGAGUGGGCCAUCGCUUAAAUCAGAUAACAUAACAGUUCUUAUUUAUGAUAAAGCAUUUAUCACUUUACAGCAUCGACAAAAAAACAUGCUGGAUGUUAUGUCUGGCAAGAAGUCCUAUCGACUUUCUAUGAAAGUGAAAGCGUUUCCUACACCAGAGGUUAUAUGGUUGAAGGAUGGGUUACCUGCUGCUGAAAUGUGUGCCCGAUAUAAAAUUAAAGGUUACUCACUAAUCAUAAAACAUGUUGCUGAAGAAGAUGCAGGGAACUACACUAUAAUGUUGAAUACGCGGCAGUGGAACCUACAUAAAAACUUAACAAUAACACUCAGAAUAAAUGUGAAACCUCAGAUUUAUGAAAAAGUGUCGUCAAUUCCUGGUCCUAAUCUCUAUCAACUAGGAACUAAGCAAAUUUUAACAUGCAUUGUUUAUGGUAUUCCUCAACCUAUGAUCAAAUGGACUUGGCAACCAUGUCAACAGAAUCAUUCCAGAACAAGGUAUGACGUUUGUUCCAGUCCAGAAAGUCCGCUAGUCUUGACAUCUGGAAGUACCACAGGAAACAGAAUCCAAAGCAUUACACAAAGAACAGCUUUAAUAGAGGGGAAGAACAAGACUGCUAGCAUCUUGGUUGUGGCUGAAUCCAGAACAUCUGGAACCUACAGUUGCAUAGCAUCCAAUAAAGUGGGAAGUGACAAAAGAGACAUCAGUUAUUUUGUAACAGAUAUACCAAAUGGAUUCUCUAUUAACUUAAAGAAAGCACCUAUUGAAGGAGAAACGCUAGUGUUGUCAUGUCUAGCCAACAAAUACCUAUACAAAGACAUCACCUGGCUUUUGCCAAGGACAGCUAACAACCAAACAAGAAUUAAGAAAACAGUGGUGAAGGAAUAUUCCAUGGAACUCACUCUCAUCAUCAAGAAUAUUUCGCUUGAACAUUCAAGCACCUACGUCUGCCGAGCAAGGAACCUAUAUACUGGUGAAGAAGUGCUUCAAGAGAAAAACGUUACAGUCAGAGCUCAGGAAGCACCAUACCUCCUUCGGAAUGUCACUGAUCAGGUGGUCAACACCAGCCGUUCUCUUAGCCUGCAGUGUUCUGCACACGGUGUCCCAGAGCCACAGAUAUCAUGGUAUAAAAACAACAAACAGAUACAUCAAGAACCAGGUAUAAUAUUAGGGCCAGGAAAUCAGAGUCUCUUGAUUGAAAGAGUGCAAGAUGAUGAUGCUGGAUUCUAUCAGUGUAUAGCUACUAAUCUGAAAGGAAUGGUGGCGAGUUCAGCCUAUGUUACCAUACAAGGAACAUCUGAAAACUCAAACCUGGAGCUAAUAACAUUGACCUGCACCUGUUUGGCAGCCACACUCUUCUGGCUCCUGUUAACACUCUUCAUACGAAAGCUAAAAAGGCCUUCUUCUUCCGAAAUUAAGACAGACUAUUUAUCAAUCAUAUUGGAUCCUGAAGAAGUCCCCUUAGAUGAACAAUGUGAACGGCUUCCAUACGAGGCCAGCAAAUGGGAGUUUGCCCGGGACAGGCUUAAGUUGGGAAAGACACUUGGGAGAGGUGCUUUUGGGAAAGUAGUGCAAGCAGUUGCUUUUGGAAUUAAAAGAUCACCCACAUACAAAGUAGUUGCUGUGAAAAUGCUGAAAGAAGGAGCCACAGAAAGUGAAUAUAAAGCUCUCAUGACUGAGCUGAAGAUUUUGAUACAUAUAGGCCAUCAUCUUAAUGUAGUGAAUCUGCUGGGAGCUUGCACAAAAGGCAGAGGACCAUUAAUGGUGAUUGUUGAAUAUUGCAAAUAUGGAAAUCUGUCUGGUUAUUUGAAGAGCAAAAGGGAUUUAUUUUCUGCCCACAAGCAUGGAUCUGUUCAAGGAGAGCCGUUGAUAGGCGACAAGGAUGUUGAGCCCAUCAGCAGUAAAAAAAAAAGACUGGAGAAUGUUCCGAGUCGAGAAAGCUUAGCAAGCUCUGGAUUUCAGGAAGAUAAAAGUUUAAGUGAUAUGGAGGAGGAAGAGGAGGAUGCCAGUGAUUUCUACAAGUGGCCCCUCACCAUGGAAGAUCUUAUUUCUUACAGCUUUCAAGUAGCCAGAGGCAUGGAAUUCUUGUCAUCUCAAAAGUGCAUCCAUCGUGAUUUAGCAGCCAGAAACAUCCUUUUAUCUGAAAACAAUGUUGUGAAGAUCUGUGAUUUUGGUCUCGCAAGAGAUAUUUAUAAAAAUCCUGAUUAUGUGAGAAAAGAUGAUGCACGCCUUCCUCUCAAAUGGAUGGCACCAGAAUCUAUAUUUGAUAAAGUCUAUAGUACCAAAAGCGAUGUUUGGUCAUAUGGAGUGUUACUGUGGGAAAUAUUUUCUUUAGGUGCAUCCCCAUAUCCUGGCAUACAAAUAGAUGAGGCCUUCUUCAGAAAGUUAAAAGAAGGCAUACGCAUGAAAGCUCCGGAUUUUGCAACCCCAGAAAUAUACCAGAUUAUGCUGAGCUGUUGGCAAGGAGAUCCAAAUGAAAGGCCACGGUUCUCAGAGCUGGUGGAAAUAUUAGGGGACCUACUUCAGGCUAAUGUACAACAGGAUGGCAAAGAUUAUAUACCUUUGAAUACUCUAUUACCAGAGGAUACUGAGUCUGACCAUUGCUCUCCAAGUUCCCCUAAACUUCAUGAGAGAAAAAACAAUUCAGUACUAGCCUUGACUAAUGCAAGUGCUGAAAAUUUGGGAAAAUAUGUUCAUGCUUUCAAGAUGAAACCAUUCCAGAGGGUCAAGACUUUUGAAGAACUUUCACCUAAGGACAAAUUUCAGCCUGAUAAUUAUCAAGCUGAGGGACGAAUGGUGCUGCCUUUGAAAGAUCUAAAACGUUUUACAUGGACCGGCAUCAGACCAAAGCAAACCUUUUGGGGCUUCUACCCUGGAAGCAGAAGCAAGGAACCUGUCUUUUCUGACACAGCCAAGCCAAAUGUCUACAAUUUCAGUUUUGGUCAUACCACUGAUAUGAUGCAACCAGUUACUUGUAGCAGAAUAAUGUGGGAAGAGAAACAAGUACAGGAUCUCUCGCCUCCCAGUUAUAAUUCAGUGGUGCGGCAUUCUACUUGCUAAAGUCAAAAUAUCUGUCCUUCGAGUUGCCAGUCUCUACUAUCACUGCUUCAGUGCUGAAAUGACUAUUUUGCUGCUCAUCAAUUCAUCAUCACCUGGGUCAAUUUCCAACAAUUAUUUCUAUAAUGCCAUUCUCUCUCCUCCACUUCAACAUGUAUUUGCUCCUAUCCAAUAGUUGAAAGUAACACAAAUAUAGUACAGAAGAAGAGAUAAUGGCUGGAGGGAAUGAAAUCUUGUGCACUGUUUCCCCCAGUCCUUAAAAUCAGAUUAUUGCACUGAAUUUAUUUAAUUCUUUAGUUCAGAUUACUGUAUUGUGCGGCAAGGUUUACUAGUUCAGAAACAGCUAUUAAUCUAAUCUAGUCAAUUUGAUUUAUAAGGGUGACUUUACACUUUUACUAGUCAUUUGCACUUUUUGUGGAAAAGGAACCAUUUUACUACACUUUUUAAACAGUUUAAACCAAACCUGGUACUGUUCUGGAUGAAGAGGCAUAGCUCAGUAGUAUUAUUCUCAAUCAGCUGAAAACAGAAACACUGGCUUAGGGAUAGUUUUUGCUUUUGAACAAGAAGAAACAAACUUGAAAAAGCAGUGCCACCAGAUAUUCAGCCAGCCCCAUCAUUAGGCAGAGGGAAGCAAUGCCUCAUAUUAGCAGUUGUUGAGGGCCAGCAGUGGCAGUCCCAACCCUUCUUCCUGAGUGUGUCAAUUUGAGGCCAGAGCAGUGUAAUUCAUACAGCCUUACCUGCUGCCUACAGGUCUGGUGUAGGGUGUUAUCUCACCACCAAUACUGAAAUCCAAUCAGCAUCUGUAUAUGAAAUAGGGAGAGUAACAUCUUCUUAUUGUUUGCCCAUGGUAGCAAAACUUUUGGGGCAGCUCUAACUAGAUCCUACAGUGGGUACAGAAAAUUAACAUCAAAUGAUCUACACUGCCUCCGAAACUGUAUAUAUACAACAUCAACAUUACUUUCACACUGCUUCAACCAGUAUGGUCCCCUCUCCACCACUGGCCUGUAUCCAAGGAAUCUGAGAAUUUUGGUUUGUUAAAAAUGGAAUGUGUUAAAGAUCCUGCUCCCCAAUCCCAAACCUGCAGUUCUUGGGGGAAGGAACAAGUAUUAAAUGAGGGUUUCUGUGAACAGUCUAGUACACAGCAGGGUUAAAGACUGUUGAAGCAAGAUGUGCAGUCACAUACAGAGCAGUCAUAUAAGAACUAGGACAUUUUGUUAUUACACUAUAGCCCUUUGGAUAAGUGGAACAUGGACACAAGAAUCACUGCACUGAUGCAGUGUCAAGCCAGUAGCACUCAUCUGUUUCAGAACUAAGGGCUAGCUCACAAAACUGAGAUAUAGCGUGACCAAACGUUGGUUCCAACCAAGACACUGAAACUGGAAAAGGAAAAAUUGGGAUAACUGCAAUAUACUUUGGGCAUUUGGGGACGCACAACUAAUUGGUGCCAUCAUGCAACAUGAUAUACAACGUUCUGACACACUCUGCUCCCUCUUAAAGACACACAUUCACUUCUCCUUAUAGUUAGAAGUGGGCUCAAAACAUUCACAAGCAAUGCUGAAGUAGCAUUUCAAAAUCACCAUUGAUUGGAACUGACCCGGCUUGCCCAUAGAUAGAGUUGGGCUUCAAUCAGCUGUAUAAUUCUUAGUUCUAGGAUAAACUAAAGAAAGAUACUGCAGUAUACAUGGGGGAAAAUAAAUAUGCACAGAAUUGCCAUUUAAAAAAGUAAUUUUGCAGGUUAUAGAAUUCAGCUCCCCUUAAUGCAGAAUUUAGGAUACCCUGAUAUAACAACAGACAAUUCUAUAUAUAUUUCUUACAUUAUAUUCAAUUUUUAUAUUCCAAUCGCAAAUGACAACAUAGGAAGAUGAGUUACCUUAGGUUAGCUUAUUGAGGAUAAAACUAGUAUCCUUUUGCAGUUAAUGCACAUGGAACAGGAAGGCUAAGAAAGCUCUUUCUGGAGUAUUGCUGAACUAAAAUUGCUGCUGCUAUUUCAGCUGUAACAUUUAUUUAGUGCUAAAACUGUCCUGCAAGGUUCAUUCACACUAAAGGUUAGGUAGCAUUGUAGGGAACCAUUGUUUGGGCUCAUUAAUGAACCACUGGAAUGUUAACCACUCAUGUUAGUCAUGCUUACAUUCCAUUGGGAAUAAUGAAACUUAGAUUAUGCCUAAAUUUGCUUCAUUGGGAUCACCCAACAGUUCUUGGUUGAAGUCCUAUCUCAAUUAUUUUGAAAGAACUUCCAGUGAACUCCAAUGGAGUUUACUUCUGAGGAAACUUGCUUAGCAUUAAGUGUUUUUGGAUUUGGGAGCAUUUUAUAAAAUCAAUAAGCUUAUGAUCUUUGUGGUAUCUGUCAAAUAUAAAAGGACGUACUAAUAUUUGAAGUAUGAUUCAUUUAAGAAAUGAUUGAAAAUUUUGGGUUUGGGUUAAUCUUUAGUUAGGCUAUUGGUUAUAAAUGGAUUUAAAAAAAAGUUCUAAUGCUUCUAAUGAGAGUUUUAAAAACUGGAUGUAAAUAACAUGUACCUGCACCUUAACCUUUUAAAACUAUUUUUAUGUAUGUUUUCUAAAUUUUCAAAAU
Python bivittatus (Burmese python) is the source of this 6564-nucleotide messenger RNA. It is a transcript of the gene FLT1, whose product is annotated as fms related receptor tyrosine kinase 1. The record is from RefSeq and is a predicted model, not a curated record. Gene Ontology annotation, molecular function: vascular endothelial growth factor receptor activity; ATP binding; growth factor binding. Gene Ontology annotation, biological process: positive regulation of kinase activity; vascular endothelial growth factor receptor signaling pathway; multicellular organism development. Gene Ontology annotation, cellular component: plasma membrane; signaling receptor complex. NCBI's taxonomy places the organism in Eukaryota, Metazoa, Chordata, Lepidosauria, Squamata, Pythonidae.